GAGGAAGAAAUUUGAUGAUUUUAUUAUUUAUUUGGAAUAAUUGUUAAUUUGGAUAAGACAUCUAAUUUAUUUAUUUGUAAAAAGUUGCGACGAAUUCAGAGGCGAUCCGCUACCAGUUUCUUUCUGAGCUCUGCAAAACGGAGAAUUUGACUGAGUUCUGAGGUCGGACGAUCACUGCACUCCGGCGGACAUGACGGUGGUUGCUCACCGUCAAAAUUGAUCGAAAGCAUCAAUACAAGAAUCGGAGAAUCGAGCAAUUGAGAGGAUCGAUCAGCGGAGAUCCAAAAAAUGUCGGUGGAGCCUCCUCCUUUCCAGGAAGCAGCGCGCUGCGAGGUCUGCAAAUGCAGUUUCAACACCUUCCGGCGAAGGCAUCAUUGCCGAUGCUGUGGAAGGACGUUGUGCCACGAGCAUUCUUCUUUUCAAAUGGCCUUGCCGCAGUUCGGUAUUCAAUCCUCUGUUAGAGUUUGUGGUGACUGUUUCAAUGUCUCCUCUCAAUCCAGAGAAGUUGGUCAACCACCAUCGUUAGCUGUAGUUGAUCAAGUUGCAGACACAGUUUCCAAACUAAACCUUGAUGGGGAUGUAAAUUCUGAGCCUAAACCAGCUGUGGAGCAUCAACCUGCGUUCGGCAUUUCAGAUUGCAAGUGUGGAAUGCCAUUAUGUAUUUGUGAAACACCAGUCCAGUCUAUGGAAACAGAAGCAGUUCCUUCACAGAAAACAGCUUCCACCUCUACUCAGUACAGUUCAAAACCAAAGAAGACUGAUUCCAAUCUAAGGAAUAGAGGAUCCACCUCCAACAGCAAGCUUCGGAAUCUUGCAGCAGAUGAAUCGAGGAUUAAUUAUGAAGCAAGUGGCGAGGGGUUAAGGGAAGCUAUCAAGAAUGGUGACACUAUUGCUGUCAAGAAACUUUUGAGCGAGGGCGUAGAUGCAAAUUACCAUGACAAACAAGGACUGUCUUUGCUGCAUGUGGCGGCGGUCUUUAAUCAGACUGAUAUUGUUUUUGCCCUCAUUGAAAGCGGGGCUAGCCUGGACUACAAAAAUGCUCAAGGAGAAACGCCAUUGGAUUGUGCUCCAGCUUCUUUGCAAUAUAAGAUACGAGAGAAGAUGGGAGGGCAGUGAAGAAGGAGGAAGCAACUAUCCACAUAACCAGGGAGAUGACAUCCCAUAUUUUUCUAGUAAAUACUUCUAUAACUCUGCACCAGAGUGCUUUACUUUUCUUUUUUUGUUCCCUUCUUUUUGAUGUCUCAUACUCUGGUAAUGGCAGAUUAUCUGGCUGUCUCUGUAGAAUCUCUCUUUCAACAUAACUUUUCAGCAAUUAUAGACCAUAAAUCGUUACAUUAGGUUA
Messenger RNA from Cucurbita moschata (crookneck pumpkin), 1342 nucleotides. RefSeq names its product vacuolar protein sorting-associated protein 27-like. Gene Ontology annotation, molecular function: metal ion binding; ubiquitin binding; phosphatidylinositol-3-phosphate binding. Gene Ontology annotation, cellular component: ESCRT-0 complex. Gene Ontology annotation, biological process: protein targeting to vacuole; protein transport to vacuole involved in ubiquitin-dependent protein catabolic process via the multivesicular body sorting pathway. The record is from RefSeq and is a predicted model, not a curated record. NCBI's taxonomy places the organism in Eukaryota, Viridiplantae, Streptophyta, Magnoliopsida, Cucurbitales, Cucurbitaceae. The transcript is spliced from 10 exons. The coding region runs from base 289 to 1116 and encodes 275 amino acids.